This is a messenger RNA of Sphaerodactylus townsendi, 1069 nucleotides long. RefSeq names its product ephrin type-A receptor 5-like. Bases 238 to 975 code for a protein of 245 amino acids. Gene Ontology annotation, cellular component: membrane; neuron projection. The transcript has 4 exons. Lineage: Eukaryota; Metazoa; Chordata; Lepidosauria; Squamata; Sphaerodactylidae. Gene Ontology annotation, molecular function: protein binding; ATP binding; transmembrane-ephrin receptor activity. The record is from RefSeq and is a predicted model, not a curated record. Gene Ontology annotation, biological process: cell surface receptor protein tyrosine kinase signaling pathway; protein phosphorylation; axon guidance.
GUCCCGGCCGGCGGAGCCCCCCGCGGCGUCGUGGGCAGCGCGGCCGGCAGCCAAGUGAAUUUACUGGACUCGAGAUCAGUAAUGGGAGACCUUGGGUGGAUUGCCUAUCCUAAGAAUGGGGUGUCCAUCUUGGUGACCAGAAAGUAGGACACCGAUGUGUGAAAGGAGGUUGUGGAAGAUGUGAGGAGUUGAAACAGAUUUGACUUCUCCUCUGAAAAGCAAAACAUUGGGGAAGAGAUGAAAUCCAAAGCUGAAUCUGAUAGAAGAGGAGAGAGAUCCAGGUGGGAAGAAAUAGGUGAAGUGGAUGAAAAUUACGCCCCGAUCCACACGUAUCAGGUUUGUCGAGUGAUGGAGCAAAGUCAGAACAACUGGCUGCUGACCGGCUGGAUCUCCAACGAGGGGGCCUCCAGAAUCUUCAUUGAGCUGAAGUUCACUCUUCGGGACUGCAACAGUCUUCCUGGAGGCCUCGGGACUUGCAAAGAGACUUUUAACAUGUACUACUUUGAGUCGGAUGAUGAAAAUGAGAGAAACGUGAAAGAGAACCAGUAUAUCAAAAUCGACACCAUUGCUGCUGAUGAGAGUUUUACGGAGCUGGACCUUGGCGAUCGAGUCAUGAAGCUGAACACGGAAGUGCGCGAUGUCGGGCCCCUGACCAAAGAGGGGUUCUACCUCGCCUUCCAGGACGUGGGGGCUUGCAUCGCACUGGUCUCUGUGCGGGUAUAUUACAAGAAGUGCCCUGUGGUGGUUCAGAAUCUGGCCAUCUUUCCUAAUACUGUCACCGGAGCUGAUUCUUCACAGCUGCUGGAGGUUUCAGGGUCUUGUAUAAACCACUCGGUGGCUGACGAACCCCCCAGAAUGCAUUGCAGCGCGGAAGGAGAAUGGUUGGUUCCAAUUGGGAAAUGCUUGUGUGAGGCGGGAUAUGAAGAGAAGAACAGCACCUGCCAGGGUAAGAACUCGACAAGACAUGACUUUUGAGGAUGAAGCUUGGAUCCCUGUCCCAGGGGCCGGUAUCAGGGAGAGAUCACAGUGGCCAGUUUAUUAAUGUAUGCCUGUCAAAGGCUUUCACGGC